This is a messenger RNA of Petromyzon marinus (sea lamprey), 5156 nucleotides long. Lineage: Eukaryota; Metazoa; Chordata; Hyperoartia; Petromyzontiformes; Petromyzontidae. The record is from RefSeq and is a predicted model, not a curated record.
GGUCCGCGUGCGAGGGCAUCCCCUGUGAGGGAUAUCUGGGACUGAGAACCGCUCCGCCCUGCGUUGCCUAGAUUCCCCGCCGUCCCGGCGCGGCCUCUGUCGGCCGAGAGCCUAGGCCGAUGCUCUGGGCACUGUGGCGCGGUCUCGGUGUCCCUCCGCGUCUCCGUGUCGCUAUCCUGCUGGGGAUGCGCGUGAACAACGUCUACGAUGUGGACACUCGGACGUACUUGGUCCGACUGCAACGGCCUGACGCCAAGGCUGUGCUUCUCAUCGAGUCUGGCACGCGGCUUCACACCACCGAGUUUGAGUGGCCCAAGAACAACAUGCCCUCCGGCUUCUCCAUGAAGUGCCGUAAGCAUCUCAAGUCGCGGCGCCUCGUGAGCGUAGAGCAGCUGGGCACGGACCGCGUCGUCGACCUCCAGUUCGGCUCCAACGAGGCGGCGUACCACCUCAUCGUGGAGCUCUACGACCGGGGCAAUGUUGUGCUGACGGACCACGAGUUCACCAUCCUGAACCUGCUGCGGUUCCGCACGGACGAGUCGAUGGACGUGAAGCUGGCCGUGCGCGAGCGCUACCCUCGCGACGCCGCCGCACUCGCGGUGCAAGCGCCGCUCUCCAUGGAGCGGCUGACGGAGAUCCUCGAAGCGGCAUCGAAGGGCGACCUACUGAAGCGGGUGUUGAACCCCCACAUGACGCCUGGUCCUGCGGUCAUUGAGCACUGCCUCCUGCAGGCCGGCCUCCCCGAGGGGGCCAAGCUGGGCCAAGGGUUCGAUCUCACGCGAGAUCUGCCCAAGGUCCUGCAGGCAGUCGCCCUGUCGGAGGAGUUCAUGGAGAGAGCCAGCGACUUUCAGGGAAAGGGCUACAUCAUCCAGAAGCGAGAGAAGAAACCGAGCGUCGACGCAACGCAGCAGCCCGAGGAGCUGCUCACGUAUGAGGAGUUCCACCCAUUCCUGUUUGCGCAGCACUCACGUGGGCCCUACCUGGAGAUGGACAGCUUUGAUAAGGCCGUGGAUGAGUAUUUCUCCAAGAUGGAAGGACAGAAGAUCGACAUAAAGGCACUGCAUCAGGAGAAGCAGGCACUCAAGAAGCUGGAUAACGUGCGCAAGGACCACACGAGGCGGCUGGACGCCCUGCAGCAGGCGCAGGAGGAGGACCGGCGCAAGGCGGAGCUGAUCGAGGUGAACCUGCUGGUGGUGGAGCGCGCCAUCACGGUGGUGCGCAGUGCCCUGGCCAACCAGCUGGACUGGGCCGAGAUCGGCGCGCUGGUGCGCGAGGCCAGCGAGCAGGGCGACCCUGUGGCCUGCGCCAUCAAGGCCCUGAAGCUCAACACCAACCACAUCACCAUGGCGCUCAGUAACCCGUACACUGGGGCUGGUGGUGAGGACGGCUCAGACGGUGAGGCCGGCGAUGGUGAGGCCGUAAAAGCGACAAAGCAGCAGCACAAGCGGCAGAAGCCUCAACAGGGACGCCCGGCGCUCAUAGACAUCGACCUGAGUCUGUCCGCCUACGCAAACUCCAAGAGGUAUUACGAUCACAAGAGACACGCCGCCAAGAAGGAGCAGAAAACCAUUGAGGCAUCAGAAAAGGCAUUCAAGUCUGCCGAGAAGAAGACGCGACAGACUCUCAAGGAGGUGCAAGUCGUGAGCUCCAUCCAGAAGGCGCGCAAGGUCUACUGGUUCGAGAAGUUCCUCUGGUUCAUCAGCUCGGAGAACUUCCUGGUGAUCGCCGGCCGCGACCAGCAGCAGAACGAGAUGAUCGUCAAGCGCUACCUGCGAGCAGGAGAUCUUUACGUUCACGCUGAUCUGCACGGAGCCACGAGCUGCGUCAUCAAAAACCCCACAGGAGAGGCGGUGCCCCCCCGCACGCUCACGGAGGCUGGCACGAUGGCCGUGUGCUACAGCGCCGCGUGGGAUGCCCGCGUGGUCACCAGCGCCUGGUGGGUGCAUCACCACCAGGUCACCAAGACAGCGCCCUCCGGGGAGUACCUCACCACGGGCAGCUUCAUGGUCCGCGGUAAGAAGAACUACCUGCCUCCUUCUUACCUCAUGAUGGGGUUUGGAUUCCUGUUCAAGGUGGACGAGUCUUGUGUCGCUCGUCACAAGGGGGAGCGAAAGGUCAGAGUUCAGGACGAGGACCUGGAGUCGGAGGCGAGGGAAGCGGGGCGACUCAUGGAGGAGGUGUCCGUCGACCUGGAGGAGGUACCCUCUGAUGGGGAGGUGGAGGAGGCGGCGGGGGACAGGGAGGGAGGAGGCCUCCCUGCCACCCAAUCAGAAGACGCCGUCUCGGCCGCCCCCUCCGCUCAGGGUGGCCCCCCACCCCCCAAAGAGGAAGACAGCCAAUCGGAGGGCUCGCAAGAGGAGGAGGAGGAGAGGGUCCAGCCAGGCAGCGGGGACUCCGAUGGCGGGGGCGAUAGUGGCGGGGAGAUGGAUUUCCCCGACACGAACAUCGACCUGUCUCACCUGUCUCAGCCAUCUCACCUACACAUGCACAGGCCCGGCAUGGCAGCUGGGUCCGACGGAGUGCCAGCGAGCACAUCACAAGCCUCGGAGAUGCAGGGAGACGCACAGAGAGAUGAGAAAUCACGGAAACAUCUCUCUGCCAAGGAGCGCAGGGACCUUAAGAAGCAGAAGAAGCAUCCCGGGGCUCAGACAGGGCUCGCCUGCAGCUCAACCCCGCAGGAUAUCGAAACGCCCUUUUCGGACCCCGCGGACCCCUCGGACCACGCGGACCACGCGGACCCCUCUGCUGCUGGAUCCCAGGCCGAGGCGGAGAGGGUGAUGAGAGAGGGCGAGAAGCUGGGAGGGGUGACCCAGCCUGCCCACAAACGUGGCCAGAAGGGCAAGUUAAAGAAGAUUCGGGAGAAGUACGCGGACCAGGAUGAGGAAGAGCGGAAGCUGAGGAUGGAGCUGCUCGGGUCGGAGGGGAAGCCAAAGGAACCCAAACACAAAAAAGGCAAGGGAAAGAAGGAUGAGCACGUGAAACAUAAGCCCGCGCCACGCCCAAUCAACAUCCAGCCUCGGGGUCCGGUGACCCCCGUGGAGCAGGCUGCCAAUCAGCUGAGAGACGUGACGGUCUCCUCUGAGCAGCAGGGGGGCGACGCGGAGGACAAGGACCCGGACGACGGAGAAACAGAGCAGGCCGCAGUCGAGGACGCGGAGGCUGUGCUGGACUCUUUGACUGGGCAGCCGGAUGCUGACGACCUCCUCCUGUUUGCAAUCCCGACCUGCGCCCCCUAUACAGCCAUGACCAACUACAAGUUCAAGGUGAAGCUUACUCCUGGGGCCCAGAAGAAAGGCAAAGCUGCCAAGACGGCCCUGCACAGCUUCCUCCACGCGCGCGACACCACGGCGCGGGAGAAGGAUCUCUUCAAGAGCGUCAAGGAUACGGACCUGUCCAGGAACGUUCCGGGCAAGGUGAAGGUCUCCGCUCCGAACCUGCAGGCCACCAAGCGCAAGUGAUUCCAGCUCCUGGGCACCACCACCACCGCCGACGGCCAACACCUCGCACCCUCGCCUGCGCUCACGGCCUGCGCCACAUGCCUGGCCACAUGGCCAAUACCUUGCUACUGGUGUGAGAUCAAAUUUGACCGAAUAAAAUAUUAAACACGGGGUUUGAACCCUGGGGAUACACAUUCUAUUAUAGCGAUAUGAUUCCACUGUGGAAACAAUACCCGGUCAACACCUGGAAGACACAUGGUCCUCCUGGCGGUCUGUCCGGGGCAGUGACCUGGAAAAUAUUUCCGCACCGCCAGCACACCACAUCCAGUAUAUACCUGUCCCUUACGAUUACCCCGACUACCACUGUUCACAUGCCACCCACUCCAGCCUACCUGCUAACUGGAAUAUAUUCAGUGAGAAAUGUAUCUCUUCCGAUGCCUGCCCGAUACCCGUUGGCCGUGUGGCCGAUACCUGGCGGAUGGCGCAGAAUUUCAUCGCUGGAGCUGUAGCCUGGAACGAAGAUGCUCUGGGAAAAACACCGUCCGUUGCAGCCAGUCGUAGUUGAGGGUACGACUGUUUACACUCAAGACACGGGCAUCGAGUCGUGUGUGCGAGGAGCAAUUACGAUUAACGCAGAUUUAUAAUUCGCGCAUUUGGUAUUCGAGUCCCUGUCAGUGCAUUGCUGUCACGAAGGGAAGGUGCUAUGUUCCAGAGGGAUAUGGUUCUGCCAGUAGGGAGCGUUGAUUGAUGUGCGUAACCCGGAUGGAGUAAUUUGCGGUUUAAUUUUUUUACACACCAUUACGCCGGCACACAAUGGCCUAACAUCCACUGUGAAACAAACUGCAUAUUUAUACAGAUGUACGCACGACGUAGUAAUAACCAGGACGGCCUGCCGGAUUCGAACUGCCUACCUGACAUGGCUGGGCCACGUCACCAGGCUGCAUGUGAACGUGGAGCGGUGGUCCAGCGGUUUGCGCACCGCGGUACAAACACGGUGAGGGCAGUUCCGAUUCCGAGACGCGGGUGACAUCGGUCGCGGGUGACAUCCCGUCCUCUCCGCCCUUCACCAAUCCGCGCUGCCAGCGUGAAGUAUGGUCGUAAUAGCACGCUGACCGACACUGCGUGAGGAGAAGAGGCUUUCAGCCGUUGGUGGAUAGAGAAUGGCUGGGAAUCAUGCUUGUAUGCGAAUGUGGCAUUCCGGCUAGACAGCAGCAAACUCAGCGGCACCAACCAGGUCGAAACAACGAGACGGGGGGAGGGUGGGGGGGAAACGAGAUCAACGGGAAUGCUUUGCGGGACCCGGAAUCGUGACAAUCCAGUCACGUUGCUGGGGGUGGGGGGCAUCGGGGCAGGCCUGGCUCCAGCUGCUCUCGGAUUCGGGGGGGGGGUCAACUUUGGUGGGGCGCAGGGACGAUUAGUGGCACAGGGCCCAUCCCAGGGCCCAUCCAAGGGCCCACCAUCAAGCCGGCCCUGCUCCGGUUUUUGGGUAAAUCGUUACGUGGCCAUUAGCCAUGCGCAGUCACAUCUGGAUAUAAGCACAUCCCCCGUGGGAGCAAAUCCAGCUGCCUAUAUCCCAUAUGGUGUGCUUGUAUCAGAAGUUCCCUCCUUCCCCCCUACCAGUUUCAUAUAAUGAUGUGUUGCUUGUAUUAUAAUAACUGUGCUUACAUCAUCCAAUCCAAGCGUCCCAAUAUAAAAAAUAAAAACAUGACUGCUAUUACA